AUAUACCACCGACAACAGGAGGCUCCACUGAUGAUAUACCACCGACAACAGGAGGCUCCACUGAUGAUAUACCACCGACAACAGGAGGCUCCACUGAUGAUAUACCACCGACAACCGGAGGCUCCACUGAUUAUAUACCACCGACAACAGGAGGCUUCCCUUAUUAUAUACCACCGACAACAGGAGGCUUCCCUUAUUAUAUACCACCGACAACAGGAGGCUCCACUGAUGAUAUACCACCGACAACAGGAGGCUCCACUGAUGAUAUACCACCGACAGCAAGUGAAACUGGACAAAGAAAGGACGGUGGACAUGACUUAAAGCCUACUUGGAACACUUUCCAAGAGAACCAAAAGAAACACCAAACACAAACUGAAAAACUACUCAGAAGACUUCACCUCCAGGACCAACAUCAACACAUGCUGUCAUCAGAGGACUUUGCACAAAUAGGUCCACCUAUAAAAAAGACUAAUGAGAUCUUUGAGAGAGAUCUAGUUUGUGCUUUUCUUCAGAGGUUGAUGAUGUUAGAUUAUAGAGCCAGAUACAUCACUGUUCAGCAAGAAAGCUCUGAUGUGAACAAUUCACAGCCUGUUCAAGUGUCUGACAGUGCUGUUACAGAUGACGAUGACUUAGAUGCUCUUUUUACAACUAAUGUAGACACAGAUCAGUCAAAAGAGAAUCAUGUGCACCCAAUGGAUGUUCAAAUGGCAGUAUUUCACUGCUCAGACAGCUUCCUUAAACAGAAAAUGAUCACAAAGUUGUCACAGUGUCAGUAUGCCUUACCACUGCUUGUUCCUGAUCCUUUCUCAGCAAAUCUUGAGUGUCCUUUGUGGACGUUCAGACAAAUAACAAAAACAUGGAAAAUAAGCACAAACAAAGAAAAUGCAACCACUGUCACCAUGAAAAGCAUGCCAAUCUACAAAGCUGAGACUCCCAUGGUUUCAUUUUUCAGACUGGGCUCCAUGUCUUUGUCCAAAUCUCAGCUGAUGAAUGCCUUGGUCAACGACCGCCAUGACACAUUCUUCCACAGAAACUGUAAAGGCAGCACCAAAUCUCGUCAUUUGAUGGAUGGCGUGGCAGAGAUUGCCUGGUACUGCCCUGCUGGAAAAGACAAUGAUUUCUUUACUGACUGCAUUGCCUUCUGUAAUCUUCAUGGGGAUUCUCUAGAAAUUGGAAAACAGCGUGAAAUCCUGACUGAAAUGUCAUCAGUCAUUGUUGUUCUUGUGCCAACUCUGGAAAAAUGCCAGGAAAGUACUGCAGUUAUUUCUAUGCUUUACAAGUCUUCAAAGCCUCUAAUCAUCCUCAAUGCAGACAAUGAUUGUAAUGCAGUUCGGGUGAAACCUCAAAAAUACAAACUAGGGCUGAAAGAAAGAAGCCAGUCGGAUGUUUCUGAAGAACUAAAAAAGAUUAUAAAAAGCCUUUUGUCUGAACCCCACACAUCCUUCCGGCUGGAAACUAUGGCCAAAGUCUCUGGGAUCAUAGUGGAUGAAGAUCAGAAAAUCUGCCAGAAUGGGAAAUCUGCUGCAAUGGAAAUAGUUGAAUUGAUUGAAAAGAUGGACGUUGCCAAAAUCAAAGAUAAAUUUCUUCCCUGCCAAGGUCAACUUUGGUCCAACUGGUGCAAAAUCAAUAAAGAGCUGCAUCAUCUAAAGGGAGACAUUGAGAAAGAAAAAGGUCAGAAGAGUCACCAGCUGAUGGAACUACGAGAGAAACAGUGUGAUGUGUCCGACAGUAAACUGAUGAGGUUGUUCACUCAGAGGCUCCAGAGUUUGCCACCAAAAGAAAGAGAAUAUUUCCUGACAUGGACUCAGAUCCUUAUAGAUGCCCUCUCCACAGAUGAUCUCUCUUCAAUUCUCCAAAACUAUGAUGAAACCUGGUCAGGUCUGUAA
Messenger RNA from Xiphophorus hellerii (green swordtail), 1886 nucleotides. Its product is annotated as interferon-induced very large GTPase 1-like. The coding region runs from base 420 to 1886 and encodes 488 amino acids. The transcript has 5 exons. NCBI's taxonomy places the organism in Eukaryota, Metazoa, Chordata, Actinopteri, Cyprinodontiformes, Poeciliidae. The record is from RefSeq and is a predicted model, not a curated record.